GGAGUGAAAGAACUUUGCCCUUUCCGAAAACAUCGGACAUACCGAGCGCCAGUUGCAGUCUAGAACGUACCGGCUGAAUCCCAGCUAACCCCCAGAAAUGCACCGUACGGUCGAGUCAAUACUGUACAUUCUUCCAUAAGAUAUUUAGGUCUCCUGUCAUAAAUCGAUGCGAUAGUCUGCGAACAGCUGAUUGUCGAACCGACGUAGGGAAGUCGAUAGUAAAGCUGAUGUUUUCAUGUUACUCGCUUGGUUCAUUGUUUAGAGUGCGUAUGUGUGGUUAGAUAUACAGUGCUCAUGUUUGUGAUGAUAUUGUUCUGAUUGUGUAUGAAACAGUAGGAUUUGGAAGUGGUAUAUUCCAACCCUCGAGUUUGGUUUUUUGCAAAUUGUGAUAGAGUAAAAAGACUUUAGCCAAAAUGGAUAUAAGUGCCAGUUGCUUCAGCUUAAACAUCCAGGAAAAUAGAAAGGCCAUAAAAGAAGAACAAAAGCAAGAUGCAAAAUUUCAAGAAAUCAUUGUUAGUUGUAAAUCUCUUAGCCGGUACGAUGGAAAGACACUCAAGACACUGUUACCACAGGUUCUGGCAGCAAUAUUGGCGGCCAGUCUUCACAUGGCAGUAGGUUUAUCGUUAUCGUUUUCCGGAAUUUUAGUGCCAGCACUAGAUAAACAAUUACAAAAUGGAACAGACGACGAUGGAGAACUGUAUGCAUCUAAAGAUGAAUCAGCCUGGAUAGCUAGUGUCGUGGUAAUAAUCGUGCCUGUCGGUUCUAUCACUGCUGGACUUGCGAUGGAUGCAUGGGGAAGAUUAUGGGCUGUACGUUUGGCCAUUAUCCCUACAGUUAUUGGUUGGUGUUUAAUAGCAAGUGCCAACUCCAUUAUCAUGAUCAUUGCUGGAAGACUUUUGACUGGAUUUGCUACAGCGUGGGCCAGUAUCCCGGCAACUGUAUACAUCACCGAAAUCGCUAGAGCAGAUAUGAGAGGAUCACUAGUUGUGACAGCUCCAUCAUUUGCUUCUUUGGGUAUGUUGAUAUGCUUCUUAAAAGGUUGGUUUUUACACUGGAGGACCGUAGCUUGGCUCUGCAAUAUUUACGCUAUAAUUCCAAUUCUCUUUCUUUUCCUUAUUCCUGAAAGCCCUGCAUGGUUAGUCUCAAAAGGAAAAAUCGAAGAAGCAGCUAGAAGUUUGAAUUGGUUAAACAAAUAUCAGCCACAACCAGAAAAUAGGCACGAAUCGCUAGCUGAACUUCAGUUGCAUGCUCUUCAGAAAGAACAUCAAGCUAAGCUUGAAGAACAGGCAAGAGUAGGAGAUUCGGGAGCGAUGAGCAAGGUUAAGGAGUUCUUCAAACCCACCGGAUACAAGCCAUUGCUAAUUUUAACGGGACUAUUUUUCUUUCAACAAUUUGCCGGAAUUUAUAUUACUCUUUUUUAUUCCGUCAAUUUCUUUAACGAGGUGGGCAGUACUAUUAACCCCUACCUUGCAUCUGUUAUGUUGUGCUUGAUAAGAAUGAUCAUGGCACUAUCCAACUCUUACUUCCUGAAGACAUUUAACAGACGGUCCCUGCUAAUAACAAGUGGUUUCGGUAUGGCUGUUUGUACUGGAUUGUCAGGAUUGUUCACCUACUUAAUAAAAUCAGGUUCUUUACAUGCAACCUGGCUACCGAUAGCUUCUCUUCUUCUCUUCGUCGUUGCAUCCAUGAUUGGCUUCCUUCCAAUUCCUUGGACAAUGAUGGCUGAACUGUUCCCACUGGAAAUUAGAGGAGUGGCUAAUAGCAUCGCAUACAGCAUCGGUAACUUAUUGAUGUUUGCUGCCAUUCAAAGUUUCUGGGGAUUGGUAGAUAUAUUCCAUGGCUUCGCUGGCGUACAAUGGUUCUUCGCUGUGGUGGCCUUGUUUGCUUCAGUUUACACUUACAUCUUCGUACCAGAAACCCAUAGAAAGAAGCUUAGUGAGAUCACUUCCUACUUUCAAACAAGUACAGGAAUAUAUAUUUUGUCACAGAAAAAGAGUCCUCGAAAAUCAGCGACUCCUAGUAACGGAAGUCGAGUUGCCAAAAAAGAUAUUGUCCUGUCUGCUAAUGGACAGAACGAGAAACUCAUACAGAACGUCUAAGGAAUAUUCUGCGAACAUGACACCAAGUUUACAGCUUUACGGGUAUAGUGUUAGUUUUAAGUAUUUGGGAUUGUGAGCAAACGAUUUAUGACAUUCCAGGAUAAUAUUUAAUAAUAGAAAUUGGCUAUACCUAGGUUAAAAGUCUUACUGACAAUGACCAAAAAUUUGUUUUUAUGUUCAGAAGAAAUAAUUGGCAUAAAAAUUUUACUCUCUUGCCAUAA
Messenger RNA from Diabrotica virgifera virgifera (western corn rootworm), 2320 nucleotides. Its product is annotated as facilitated trehalose transporter Tret1. Gene Ontology annotation, biological process: transmembrane transport. Gene Ontology annotation, molecular function: transmembrane transporter activity. The record is from RefSeq and is a predicted model, not a curated record. NCBI's taxonomy places the organism in Eukaryota, Metazoa, Arthropoda, Insecta, Coleoptera, Chrysomelidae. Bases 414 to 2099 code for a protein of 561 amino acids. Gene Ontology annotation, cellular component: membrane. The transcript is spliced from 11 exons.